Schistocerca americana (American grasshopper) is the source of this 753-nucleotide messenger RNA. RefSeq names its product trypsin-2-like. The record is from RefSeq and is a predicted model, not a curated record. Bases 1 to 753 code for a protein of 250 amino acids. Gene Ontology annotation, molecular function: serine-type endopeptidase activity. The transcript has 4 exons. Gene Ontology annotation, biological process: proteolysis. NCBI's taxonomy places the organism in Eukaryota, Metazoa, Arthropoda, Insecta, Orthoptera, Acrididae.
AUGUUGGAUGAGGGCUGUGAACUGUCCCUCGACCACUACUAUGUCGCUCGUACUUGUAAUGUAACUGUUACAACUCUGGUUACGUUUUCUGACCUGCAGGAGUUUCGCAAUGUGAGUCAUAUGGUAGUACACCCCAACUUGACAGUGGCACGGGGGUAUCCAGACUUGGCGUUGGUGCGCAUUGCGAGGCCACUGCCCUACAAGGAGCAGAUACAGCCGGUCAGUUUGCCAGCGGGCGGUGUGGACACUGAGUACGAUCUCCCCUCCGGCCGUCGAUGCUACGUCGCUGGUUGGGGCGUAACCGCCCCCGAAACCACUAACGCACGAACAGCAAUAGCUCUGGUGACAGGCCUGUGCAUGAUAGAGGACCUCCUUUACACGCUGCCUCUGCUUCAGAAAGUAACGAUGCCACUGCUCUCCUUCAAAGACUGCGUCAAGAAGUACCCAUGGGCGAAAGACUUCCUGGUGGAGAAGGAGCACAUAUGCACUCUGUCUAUUGAGGGCAAGGACGCCUGCUCGGGGGACGCCGGUGGGCCGCUCGUCUGCGACGGGUUCAUGGUGGCGCUGGUGUCCACGGGUGUGGGUUGUGCAACGAAUACGAACCCAACUAUUUACUCGCGCACAGACACGCACAUGCACUGGAUUGUAAGAACAACUGAUUUAUUGAGGGCAAACAGCGUGUCUCGCCGACCAAAUACGACCGUGCUCCUCACGCUGACCAUGGCCCUCUCAAGGAUCUGCUAUACGUGGUAA